GAACAUUGACCCUAAGCAGUACCCACUAUAAAGUCCUUUGCUCCACCGUUGAAAGGACAACCAAAACCAAUCAUAUAAUCGCAGAAUUCUGAUUUAUCAUCUGUUCGCGAAUCCAAAGCCAUGUCUAAGACUGUUGAGCUCAAGGUUGCUAUGUCCUGUGAAGGCUGUGUUGGGGCUGUGAAGAGGGUUCUCGGAAAGUUGGAAGGGGUAGAGUCAUAUGACAUUAAUCUGAAGGAGCAAAAGGUGACGGUGAAAGGCAAUGUGCAGCCAGAUGCAGUUUUCCAGACCGUGUCCAAGUCCGGGAAGAAGACAUCCUUCUGGGAGCAGGAAAGCGCCCCUGAUGCAACCAAAGAUAAGCCUGCAGAAACUGUAGCUGCUGCAUAAUGCUAUAUAAUCUUAUAUAGGUGUUCUAUCUUGUCAUUAUAGCUUGUUGAGCUUGCUACAAAAACCAUGAAAACUAUGGGCUGUUAAUCCGAUGUAAGAUUAAGAUCCAAUAAUUUGUGGUAUCAAAUAGUAAAUGGGUUGCUUUUGGUGGUGCUAAAUUGUUAA
Molecule: messenger RNA, 549 nt
Organism: Tripterygium wilfordii
Lineage: Eukaryota; Viridiplantae; Streptophyta; Magnoliopsida; Celastrales; Celastraceae
Product: copper transport protein ATX1
Exons: 3
Coding region: 121-384 (87 amino acids)
Molecular function (GO): metal ion binding
Source: RefSeq, a predicted model, not a curated record